Rotaria sordida is the source of this 1401-nucleotide messenger RNA. Lineage: Eukaryota; Metazoa; Rotifera; Eurotatoria; Philodinida; Philodinidae. The record is from the annotation of a GenBank genome assembly.
AUGCCACGUUCUGUUCCAUCUGGGUAUGCUUUAGAAUUCUAUGAUUCAUAUGUUGAUAAUUUAAUCGCAAAAAGUUCAGAUGGAAGUCUUAUUACUAUCAAAAAAGAUUCGGCAGGUGGCCCAAGAUGGUCAUUAGAAUGUGCUUCAAAUGAAACAUUAUCAACUAUUUCUUAUUCAAUUAAUUUAACUAAACAUGAACAAGGAAUAUUAAGUGGUUAUGAUGCAUCAAAAAUACGUCAAAAUCGUUAUAUAGGCAUAUUAGGCUAUUCUAUUUUUGGUUAUUUAGAGCCAAUGGAUGAAGUAGAAAAUUUGCCUCUAAUGUUAAUCGUUCAAAGUCUGCCUGAAUGGCCUAUUCAUUUAACAUUACCACCUACUACUAAUCGCGUACCAGGUCAACAAACAUAUAGUACUGCCAGUGGUAUAGCUAAAAAUUAUUAUCAUUUAGCCGAUACACAAGUAUUCAUGGGACCAAGUAUGAAUGUCACAUAUAUCCCUAUUUCUUAUGAUGAAUUAUAUCAACAAAAAACAAAAUCACAACUGUCAUUUGAUCAGAAUCUAAUAGAACAAAACUAUAUUCAAAGAUCAUUAUCAUUUUAUGUAGUUAUCUAUACCGAAGAUAUAGAUAAUUUGGACGUUGAUAUGGCCACUAACCUAAGUGUACAGGCAAUGAAAAACUUAUUAUUAUAUUACAAUAAUGUCCCAUUUCCACUUUAUACAGUUGCAAUGGAAAUGACUAAACCUUUAGAUGACAAGCAUAGCUAUGGUAUUAGUAUGGAGCAUUUAAAUAGUUGUACAAUAAAUAUUGAAUAUGGUAGUGGUAUACAUAAAAAUAGUACAAAAGAUCAAAUAAGAAUAUUCCAAUACAAUCUAGCACAUCAUAUUCAACAUGCUUGGUUACCGAAACGGCUAUUUUCAAAAUUUUACUAUCCAUUUAUAUUUGAGUUAACACCAGUUAUCGAUACAAUUUGGUUUAACGAAGGUUUUGGCCAAUACAUAGCUAUGGAUGCAAUGGCUCGUGCUUUGCCAUUAAAUGAAUCUUAUGAGUAUCGACAAUAUUUUAUUAAGAAUCGUUUUGAAUAUAAGGUUAAUUUGGCACCAUUAUUUAUAAAACAAAUGCCAUUACCAUAUUUAUCUAUGAUUGCAUCAUCUUUAUUUUCUAUUGAUGUUCGAACAACUAUAAAUGUAAAUUCACGUGGGGCAUUAAUGGCUAAAGAUAUGGAUGAACUAAUACAGUUAAACACACAAAAACAAAAGAGCCUUCGUGAUGGUAUAAUUUAUAUGCUGAACUGGUCAGAAUGUAAUUCAUAUAUUAUUCCAUUUACAAUGGAACAGUUUCCUAAAUUUUUUAUGAAUGCUACUAAUGUUGAUGUUAGUCCGGUUUUAGAAAAAUGGUUACAAUGA